Messenger RNA from Limanda limanda (common dab), 1854 nucleotides. RefSeq names its product ST3 beta-galactoside alpha-2,3-sialyltransferase 2 (gene st3gal2). NCBI's taxonomy places the organism in Eukaryota, Metazoa, Chordata, Actinopteri, Pleuronectiformes, Pleuronectidae. The record is from RefSeq and is a predicted model, not a curated record. Gene Ontology annotation, molecular function: beta-galactoside (CMP) alpha-2,3-sialyltransferase activity. The coding region runs from base 1 to 1854 and encodes 617 amino acids. The transcript is spliced from 9 exons.
AUGAGAGUGUGUGGGAGUUUAAUUGUGAAAGGGUCCAACAGGAAGUGGUGUAUUGAGGCGGGGGGUGACAGCGGUGGUCGGCGGCUCUCACAGGAUCGAGUCUCCCGGGAACUCAGCAUCUCGACGCCGCCUCCUGCUCCUCCUGUCCCCGCUGGUCACUGCUCACUGCUCCCGGUGCUGGAGCCUCGCAGCCCGGUCCCUCUCCACGGAUCCAGCCCCUCUCUCCCCCCGGUACCCGGUACCCGGUACCCGCUUCGGGAGGAGGAAGGAACCACACAUUUAGAUUCAGGCAGCGUGAGGAGCUCGGUGCCCGGAGCGAGGAGCGAGGAGAAGCCGCUCGGUGCCCGGAGCGAGGAGCAGCAGCAGCGGCAGCAUCGAGCCCGAAGGACCGGUCCACAGCGAGGUGAGGCUUCUAGAAACAUCCUAGCUUCUGUGCUGUGUGUGAGUGUGUCCCACGCGUCUGAUAUCGUGGGUUCUCCCGUGGCUCAGAGUCCCCGGCAGGAGGUCGUCCCCACCCGGGUGACCAGCCACUGGUGGUCGUCACAAAGAGGCAGAGGAGGAAGUGGGCUGGGGACAGUGGCAGGCUCGGGGGUGGGGACAUGGCCAUGGGGGGGCCGCAUCCCGUCCUCCACUCUGCAGCGGGACAGGCGCUGGGGCUGGGGGGCCUGGGGCGGGGGGCUGUCCCGGGGAGGGCCCAGACUCUCCGAGCUCCGGCCGUGGCUGAGCCGAGGGGUGGCCGGGGCAGCAGGAGGUGCAGGUAGCCCCGGAGGAGGAGGAGCAGUGGAGAAAGGAGGCAGGGUGAGAUGCUCCCGAAGAAUCUGUGUUCUCUUCGGCUCGCUGGCUCUCGUCUUCCUCACCUCGCUCUUCUUCUCCAUCUCCCUCCGGGGGGGCGUCAGCUUCAACUACCUGGAGCAGCCCGGGUGGGAGGAGUCGAGGCGGGUGAAGCUGGUGCCCAGCUACGCGGGCGCACAGCGCCUGGCAGCACCUGACGCUCCGCAGCAGAAGACAUGUGCCUGCUCACGCUGUGUCGGAGACCCUGGCGUCUCGGAUUGGUUCGAUGAGAACUUCGACCCGGACAUCUCACCGGUUUGGACCAGAGACAACAUCGAGCUGCUGUCGGAUGUCUACUACUGGUGGGUGAUGUUACAGCCCCAGUUUAAACCACACAGUCUCCAGCAGGUGCUGCUGAGGCUGUUCCAGGUGAUUCCCGGAAGGUCUCCGUACGGCUCGUGGGAUCCAGCACGCUGCCUACGCUGUGCGGUGGUGGGUAACUCCGGAAACCUCCGCGGCGCCGGGUAUGGUCCCACUAUAGACGGACACGACCACAUCAUGAGGAUAAACCUGGCCCCCACAGUGGGCUACGAGGAGGACGCAGGCAGCCGCACCACCCAUCACUUCAUGUACCCGGAGAGCGCCAAGAACCUGGCUGCCAACGUCAGCUUCGUGCUGGUCCCCUUCAAAACUCUGGAUCUUGUGUGGAUCACCAGCGCUCUGUCCACCGGCCAGAUUCGAUUUACUUAUGCUCCAGUGAAGCAGUUCCUUCGCGUAGAUAAAGACAAGGUCCAGGUCUUCAACCCAGCGUUCUUUAAAUACAUCCACGACCACUGGACCCGGCAUCAUGGACGCUACCCGUCCACUGGCAUGCUCGUGCUGUUCUUUGCCCUUCACGUCUGUGACGAGGUGAAUGUGUUCGGUUUCGGGGCCGACAGCCGGGGGAACUGGCACCACUACUGGGAGCAGAACCGCUACUCCGGAGAGUUCAGGAAGACGGGCGUCCACGAUGCCGACUACGAAGCCCAGAUCAUUCAGCAGCUGGCCAAGGCCGAAAAAAUCACUGUGUUCCCCGGGAAAUAA